CAAACACAUUAAUGGGAAUUAGAGUUCAUGAUAAUUGAUGAAAAGUUUUGGAUAAAGAAAUUUCUUUACUCUAUUAACAGAUAUGGCUAAAGAAAGUGAAUUACUUUUACGUCUUAUAAACAUUGGUGUUUGUAAACUAAAUGAAUUUACUCUGAAGAGUGGUGUCAUCUCACCUAUUUAUAUUGAUUUAAGACAAAUCAUCCAUUACCCGGAUCUUGUUCAUGACAUUGCUGAAGCUGUCCAUCGGAAACAAAUUGAGCGAAAGAUAAAUGUAGAUGUUUUAUGCGGUGUGCCGUAUACGGCAUUACCAAUUGCUUCUGUUGUGUCUGUUUUACACAACAUUCCUAUGGUGCUACGACGCAAAGAAGCUAAAAGUUACGGUACUAAGAAAUUGGUUGAAGGCGUCCUGAAGGAAGGAGGUAAUUGUUUAAUAAUUGAAGACAUCGUAUCUAGUGGUUCCAGUGUGAUAGAAACUGCUGAAACUUUAAGGAAAGAAGGGUUAAUAGUGACAGAUUGUAUUGUAGUUCUAAACAGGAUGCAAGGGGGUUUGGAAAACUUAAAAAAAGAAGGUAUAUGUUUGCAUUCGUUAUUUGACAUUAAUGAUAUAUUUGAUAGUUAUUGCGCUGUCAAUAAAGUAAAAAGGACUAUUAUUGACAAUGUUAAACUGUAUUUAGAAACAAAUACAUAUAUACCUGUAAAAAAAUUAUCCCAACAAUCAAAAUGUUUAACUUUCGCCGAAAAAGCUGAAAAAAUUAAUCAACCUGUAGCCAAGAAGCUUUUUGAAAUAAUACUUAAGAAAAAGAGUAAUCUUUGUGUAGCUGUGGAUACUAUUCAUGCGGAGGAGUUACUGAAGUUAGUGGGUGACCUGGGGCCUUAUGUUUGCAUGAUUAAAACUCACAUUGAUAUUUUGAGGGACUUUAAUGAAAGUGUAACAGAAGAACUGACUAAAUUAGCUAAAAAGCAUGAUUUCCUUUUAUUUGAAGAUCGGAAAUUUGCUGUAGGUAAUACUGUUGUGCAUCAGUAUGAAAGUGGUCUGUAUAAAAUAAAGCAGUGGGCUGAUAUAGUCACAGUUCAUGGGCUUCCUGGAAGUGGAAUUAUAACUGCUUUGAAAAAUGCUGCAGAAGAUUACAAGGAUCGAGCUUGUGUACUUAUAGCAGAAAUGAGCUCAAAAGGUGCUUUAACAAAUAAUGCUUACAAAAAAUGCAUUAUUGAAAUGGCUGAAAAUCAUCCAGACUUUGUGAUUGGGUUUGUGAGCCAACAUAAAUUUCCUGAAAACGAUACCUUUAUUUAUAUGUGUCCAGGUGUAAACAUAAAACAUAGUGACGACACAUUAGGACAACAAUAUAAAUCUCCUGAAGAAGCAGUGAAAGAUGGUGCAGAUGUAAUUAUUGUUGGAAGAGGUAUCUGCAAUUCUGAUAAUGUUAUUCAAACUGCUAAUGAAUAUAAAACUAGAGCUUACAGUGCUUAUUAUCAAAUGCGUAGUCAAUAAUUACUUAUAUUUUCCAUUUGAUAAAAGAAAAUUUAAAUAAAUUAUUUUCUUGUUUA
Molecule: messenger RNA, 1545 nt
Organism: Stegodyphus dumicola
Lineage: Eukaryota; Metazoa; Arthropoda; Arachnida; Araneae; Eresidae
Product: uridine 5'-monophosphate synthase pseudogene
Source: RefSeq, a predicted model, not a curated record